Molecule: messenger RNA, 3278 nt
Organism: Perca fluviatilis (European perch)
Lineage: Eukaryota; Metazoa; Chordata; Actinopteri; Perciformes; Percidae
Gene: tex11
Product: testis expressed 11
Exons: 30
Coding region: 103-3003 (966 amino acids)
Biological process (GO): meiotic cell cycle
Molecular function (GO): protein binding
Source: RefSeq, a predicted model, not a curated record
GGAUUCGUAAUAUCGCUCCCGGGCAUUUGUAUCAGCUGUCAGUCAAACAAGAUGGCGCUGUAGGGAGCUAACACUAUUAUUUUCAGCGGUAAAACCUAAAACAUGGAGCGGUUUGUUUUAACUGUAAAAUGUCUCACAGAGAAUCUACUGCAGAGAAAGCUGACAGAUUAUGACGAGGUGAUAGAGAAACUCUUCUCUGAAGUCUCUGGCCUAGAGGAUUUCCCCAAAAUACCAGAUCCACAGCUUGAGGAGUGUGCCAUCCAGCUGUGGAACUGGGCAGUUACUAAGAAUGUGGGCACCUCUAUAUGUAAAAAUCAGAAAGCCAAAGUGCGUCAUGUCGCAUGCAGUCUUCUGUACUGCUGUGAGCCUGAGAAUCCAACAGAGGGCGUCAUCCGCAAGCAGAUCCUGAUGGCCAGCAAAACAGGGAGAACCUGGCUGGACUGCAAAAAUCCCCAGAUGGCAGAUAACUUCUUAAGGUUUGCUGUCAAGAGCCUGGAAACUCUCUAUGGCCAACUGACGUCCAGGGGUGACGGAGCAGAUGACAUCACUUCAUCCAAGGGGGAUGUAGAGAAGGAUCUGCUUCGCAUUCUCUCAUGCCAGGCAGAAUCGGCCUUAAGUCAAGGGAAUAACCAUGAGGCUGUGGUCUAUGUGCAGCGCUGUAAAGACAUGCUGCUGCGGCUACCUAAAGAUACUGCGUACCUCUCCCUUAUGUGUUACAACUUUGGAAUAGACACUUACAAUCUGAGAAAGUUUGAGGACAGCGCAUUUUGGCUGAGCCAAAGCUAUGAAAUUGGGAAAAUGAAUGUGAAAUAUGCCCCUGGAUCUGAAGUCCAGGCAAAGGUUUUGAGGCUCCUUGCUACUGUUUAUCUAGAGUGGGACUGUCAGGGGUUUCAGGAGAAGGCUCUUAAUGCUGUCAGCUUAGCAAACAAGGAAUGUGUGAGCGCCUCUGGGCUGUACUUAAAGAUCAGAAUACUCCUGAGAUGUGGGGCCGCAGAUGAUCAUAUCAGAGCAGGACUUAAUGAGAUGCUGGAAUCCAAGGUUUAUCUUGAAGUGUGUCUGAGCACAGUGAAACUACUCAUGUCUGAAGACAGAGAAGUGCUGGCAUUUGAGUAUUUGAAACGUGUGUGUCAGCACUUUGAGUCGUCCCCUGACCUGGGAACUGCUCUUGUCUUGCACAUUGAGCUACUGCUGCAGAGGGGCAAGGAGCUGUUGGGCAAACAGAAGAUAGAGGAUAUCAUCACUGGCCACUAUACAGGAAAACAGCUGACUCCACAGGCCCUCACUCGCCUACAUGUCAUGCUGUGGGAUAAAGCGUCCAAACAUUUUGAGGCCAAGAACUAUGCUGAGGCUCUUCAGUGGUAUAACUACUCGCUGAGUUUUUUCAAAGCAGGUCAAAUGGAGCCCAACUCAGCCAAACUGCAGAGGAACAGAGCUUCCUGUUUUCUGCAACUUAAGCAACUGGAAAAGGCCAAAGAAGCAAUUAAAGAAGCAGAGAGAUGUGAUCCUGACAGCAUUUUCACUCAGUUCAGUGUUUACAAGAUUGCAGUGCAUGAGAACAAUGUGGAAAAAGCUGCAGAGGCAGUGAAUGCGAUGGGACUUCUGUCCAAGAGUCGUGUUGCCAGUGAGGACGGACUGCUGGUUUCUGAGAACGCUGCUUCCAAUCUCCUCAGUCUGGCUGCUCAGAUUGCUUUGGAGGGCUCCAAAACCCUGUGUUUAGUCCUCAAGAACGAUGCUUGCAGCCUGGAGUUUGUGGGUGUGAAGCUGAUGAGGGAUCAUGUCUUAAACACUGCACUGAUCUGGGGAGGAUGGCAUGAUAACAGAUGUUUGGUUGUUUGUUACACAUUUCCAGGAAAAGCUCCUCAUUGGAAUGAACAGCAGGAAACUGCCAUGAAGGCUCUGGAGACCCUGUGUGAAAACUCCAAAGAUGAAGCUCAGGUUCUGACUGCUCUCAGGUGUUUGGUUCGACUUGUGCUCUCCACAGUAGAAAAAUCGAGUGAUGAGAUGAGGAAUGGGAAUCUGGAUGUCGUGCUGCCAUAUUUAAAAAUGGCGCUGCAGAAACUUUCUCAGCAGUCCUGCAUGACUGUUGAGCAACGUACAGAGGAAUCUAACUGGUUCAGGAAGAUUGCGUGGAACUCUGCUCUGCAGUGCGAGAAGAGCCCUGACAGAAUGAGGGAUUUCUUUGUGCUCUCUUUCCAGCUCUCCCAGCUGUGCCCUCCUGAUCGCACACUGCUCAUGGGCCAGAAGACAUGUCUGCUAAUGGCCGCCGCCGCCUCUCUGGAGAUCUGCAGGAAGUCUCUUCACUCUGUCCAGACUGAGGAGCUCACUCAGGCUCUGGAGCACAUUCAGAUCUGUUGGGAGGUUUGGAAAACCUUGAAAGCAUCAGGAAGCUCCCCAAUGGACCCAACAGACACACUGCUGCUGCUGUAUGAAUUUGAAGCUCGAGCUAAGCUGAAUGACCCCAAGGUUGAGACAGUACUGGAGUCUGUCUUGGAGCUUGAAAAUGUUGAAACCAAGGUGCUAGAGACCAUUGCAGCCUUAGCCAUGGAGCCUCCAGCCCACUUCCCUCUGCUGUGUAAGAAAGCGUUGAGGGUUGCUCUCUCCCUGCACAAGAAACAACCACAGGCUGACCUGGCCCGCUGCAGCAAGUGUGUCCACAGCUUGAUCAAGCUGUCCCUCCCAAGCGGUGUGUCAGAGGUGGAGGCCCAUGUGCUCGAGGAGGUGUGGGACUACUACGAGGAGGCCCUGUCCAUCAUUGCAGCCGCACCAGACGACUUCCCAGAGAUGGAGACCCUGUGGCUGCUGACUCGGGCUUGGAACACAGGGAUUUUGCUGUACAGCCUGGCUCAGUACCCCGAGGCUGAGAAGUGGUGUGGCCUCGCAAUGAGCUUCAUCCGCCACCUUGGAUCACUGCAGGAGAGCUACGAGACACAGAUGUCUGGUCUCUACAGUGAAAUCCUGGACAGGUUGGACAAAGCCAAGAAGAACCUCAUCAUGGAGGAGUAAGCCAACAGGGACAGGUCAGCUGUGGUCAGCCGGGGGUAACUGCUUGUUCUGAGGGUCAAUUUAAAUUGAAUCCGUUCUAUAAGUUGCAGAUAAAUGUUAUUAAUGUUGUGGUAAAAUGUUCAUCAGAUGUUCCAGUUUGGUAAAGUGAUGCUUUAAAUCUGUAUAAUUGUGUUGAGGGGUUAAGACACAUACCACAUUCGUUUCAGCUUUUAUCCCCCCCCCCAUGCUACCUGUCUCUCUCUAAUCUCCUGUCAAAAAAGGCUAAAACAUCAAUA